UGAAACUCGAUUAUUACAGGUAACACCGUAACAGUAAUAGCGCUUGAUUCGUCGGUGUCGCAUUGAAAACGGUCGCCGCGCGCCGCGUAUCCUAUCAAAAAAUAACCAAUUUGCAGUGCUCCGGUUAACUGAACAGUCCCCGACGAAGUGGCCCGAAAAAUGCCCAGGAUUACACGAGAGGAUAUUUAACUAGAAACGGAUAACGUUGAUGCCUUUCUACAAUGGUUAUAGUGACGCGGGGUGAUUACAUAUGGAUCGAGCCGACGGCCGGGGGGGAGUUCGACGUGGCGAUCGGGGCGUGCGUGGUGUCGGCGGAAGGCAGGAGGAUCGCCGUGCGAGACGACGAUGGCAACGAGCACUGGCUGUCGCCGGAGCGGCGCAUCAAGGCGAUGCACGCGACCUCGAUACACGGCGUCGAAGACAUGAUAGGCCUGGGGGAUCUGCACGAGGCCGGGAUACUGAGGAACCUGCACAUCAGAUACAACGAGAAUCUCAUAUACACUUACACCGGAUCCAUUUUGGUGGCGGUGAACCCGUACCAAAUUCUACCGAUCUACACCGCUGAUCAGAUCAAAUUGUAUAAGGAGAGGAAAAUCGGAGAGCUACCUCCGCACAUUUUCGCCAUUGGUGACAAUUCCUACGGGCACAUGAGACGGUAUGGUCAAGAUCAAUGUAUAGUAAUCUCGGGCGAAUCCGGCGCUGGUAAAACCGAAAGCACCAAACUCAUCCUGCAAUAUCUAGCCGCAAUCAGCGGGAAACACUCCUGGAUAGAGCAGCAGAUCCUCGAGGCGAAUCCCAUUCUGGAAGCCUUCGGUAACGCCAAAACCGUGAGGAACGACAACAGUUCCAGGUUCGGCAAGUACAUCGACAUACACUUCACGCGAGAGGGCGUCAUCGAGGGCGCCAAAAUUGAGCAGUAUUUGCUGGAAAAGAGCAGGAUAGUCUCGCAGAAUCCGGACGAAAGGAACUACCACGUCUUCUACUGCAUCCUGGCCGGACUGGGCAAAGACGACAAGAAGAAAUUGGAGCUGGGAGAUGCUAGUCAAUAUCGAUAUUUAACCGGGGGCGGAUGUAUAACAUGCGAAGGAAGAGACGAUUCGGCGGAAUUCGCGGACAUCCGAAGCGCCAUGAAGGUACUUCUAUUCUCCGACUCGGAGAUCUGGGAGGUGAUGAAACUCCUGGCUGCCAUCUUGCACAUCGGCAACAUCAGGUACAAGGCCACCGUGGUGGACAAUUUAGACGCCACCGAAAUCCCGGACCCCACCAACGUCCUCAGGGUGGCCAAUCUGCUGGGCGUACCGCCGCAGCUGCUCAUCGACGCGCUCACCAGGAAGACGCUCUUCGCCCACGGCGAGACCGUCGUCUCGACGCUCUCGCGCGAGCAGAGCGUCGACGUGCGCGACGCCUUCGUCAAGGGCAUCUACGGGCGGCUGUUCGUGCUCAUCGUCAGGAAGAUCAACAAGGCCAUCUACAGGCCCAAGGAGCGGCAACGCCGGUCGAUCGGGGUGCUCGACAUAUUCGGCUUCGAGAACUUCGAUCACAACAGCUUCGAGCAGUUCUGCAUCAACUUCGCCAACGAGAACCUGCAGCAGUUCUUCGUCAGGCACAUAUUCAAGCUCGAGCAGGAGGAGUACAACUUGGAGGGCAUCAACUGGCAACACAUCGAGUUCGUCGACAAUCAAGACGCCCUCGAUUUGAUCGCCAUUAAACAACUAAACAUCAUGGCCCUCAUCGACGAAGAAAGCAAGUUCCCCAAAGGCACCGAUCAAACCUUCCUGGCGAAGCUCCACAAGCAGCACGGCCGCCACAGGAACUACCUGAAACCGCGCUCGGACAUCAACACCAGCUUCGGGCUGAACCACUUCGCCGGCGUGGUGUUCUACGACACCAGGGGCUUCCUGGAGAAGAACCGGGACACGUUCAGCCCCGAUCUGCUGCAACUCAUCAGCGUCAGCGGCAACAAGUUCCUGCAGCAGAUCUUCGCCGAGGACAUCGGCAUGGGCUCGGAGACGAGGAAGCGCACGCCGACGCUCUCCACGCAGUUCAAGAAGAGCCUCGACUCGCUGAUGCGCACGCUGUCCAAUUGCCAGCCGUUCUUCAUCAGGUGCAUCAAGCCCAACGAGCUGAAGAAGCCCAUGAAGUUCGACAGGACGUUGUGCUGCAGGCAGCUCAGGUACUCCGGCAUGAUGGAGACCAUCAGGAUCAGAAGAGCGGGUUAUCCCAUUAGGCACAGUUUCGCUGAAUUUGUCGAAAGAUACAGGUUCUUAAUAUCUGGCGUUCCUCCUGCGCACAAGACUGAUUGCAGAAGCGCUACUUCUAGAAUAUGCUCGAUAGUACUAGGUAGAUCUGAUUAUCAACUCGGUCACAACAAGGUAUUCCUUAAGGACGCCCACGAUCUAUUUCUGGAGCAAGAAAGGGAUCGAGUAAUAACCAAAAAAAUACUCAUUUUACAAAGAUCGAUCAGAGGCUGGGUGUACCGCAGGCGGUUCUUGCGCCUCAAAGCCGCCACCAUAAUCGUCCAGAAAUACUGGAAAGGCUACGUCCAACGGCAGCGCUACAAGAAGAUGCGCUUGGGGUACAUGCGCCUGCAGGCGCUCAUCCGCGCCAGGGUGCUCUCGCACAGGUUCCGGCACCUGCGAGGGCACGUGGUGGGGCUGCAGGCGCACUCCAGGGGCUACCUGGUGCGCAGGGAGUACGGCUACAAAAUGUGGGCCAUCAUCAAGAUACAGUCGCACGUGCGCCGGAUGAUAGCGCAGAGGAGGUACAAGAAGAUCAAGUUCGAGCAGAAGAGGCACGUGGAGGCGCUGCGGCUGAAGAAGAAGGAGGAAAGGGAGUUGAAGGACGCCGGCAACAAGCGGGCCAAGGAAAUCGCCGAGCAGCACUACAGAGAGCGCAUCUACCACAUGGAGAAGAAGGAGAUGGAGCUGGAAAUGGAGGAGCGCAAGCAAGUGGAGGAGCAGAAGAAUAAAAUUAACGAGGCCGCUAGGAAGGCGGACGAGCCCGUGGAUGAUUCUAAAUUGGUGGAAGCGAUGUUCGAUUUUCUGCCUGAUAGUUCCAGCGAAGCGCCCACACCAGGUCGAGAAACUUCUGUCUUCAACGAUUUACCAUCCAGGCCUGCAGAAAAUGAAAUCAUCAGCCCCCUGGCGACGGCUUCCGAAGACGAGGAAGACCUCAGCGAGUUUAAAUUCCAAAAAUUCGCAGCUACUUAUUUCCAAGGGAACAUCGGUCACCAGUACUCGAGGAAACCUCUGAAGCAUCCUCUAUUGCCUCUGCACACCCAAGGCGACCAACUCGCUGCUCAAGCUUUAUGGAUAACCAUCCUUCGAUUCACCGGGGAUCUUCCGGAGCCCCGCUAUCACACGAUGGACAGAGACACCACCUCGGUGAUGUCGAAAGUGACGGCCACUCUGGGCCGCAAUUUCAUCCGCAGCAAGGAAUUCCAAGAGGCCCAACUCAUGGGUUUGGAUCCCGAAUCGUUCCUCAAGCAAAAACCUAGGUCUAUCAGGAACAAACUGGUAUCCUUGACGUUGAAAAGGAAGAACAAACUAGGCGAAGACGUCAGAAGGAAGCUGCAAGACGAGGAAUACACGGCCGACAGCUACCAAUCCUGGCUGGAAACCCGACCGACGAGCAACUUGGAGAAGCUCCACUUCAUCAUCGGCCACGGGAUCCUCCGGGCCGAACUCCGCGACGAGAUAUACUGCCAAAUAUGCAAGCAACUCACCAACAACCCGUCGAAAUCCUCGCACGCCAGAGGCUGGAUACUCCUCUCGCUGUGCGUCGGCUGCUUCGCCCCCUCCGAGAAGUUCGUCAGCUACCUCAGAGCCUUCAUCAGAGAGGGCCCGCCCGGUUACGCUCCUUACUGCGAGGACCGCCUCAAGCGCACCUUCAACAACGGCACCAGAAACCAGCCGCCCAGCUGGCUGGAACUCCAAGCCACCAAGUCCAAGAAACCCAUCAUGCUGCCCAUCACCUUCAUGGACGGCAACACCAAGACCCUUCUAGCCGAUUCCGCUACUACUGCUAGAGAAUUAUGCAAUCAGUUGUCGGAUAAAAUAGGCCUCAAAGAUCAAUUCGGGUUUUCUCUGUACAUCGCGCUGUUCGAUAAGGUGUCUUCGUUGGGCAGCGGCGGCGACCACGUCAUGGACGCCAUAUCGCAGUGCGAGCAAUACGCCAAGGAGCAGGGCGCGCAGGAGCGCAACGCGCCGUGGCGCCUUUUCUUCCGCAAGGAGAUCUUCGCGCCGUGGCACGAGCCCACCGAGGACCAGGUGGCGACGAACCUCAUCUACCAGCAGGUGGUGCGCGGCGUCAAAUUCGGCGAGUACCGCUGCGACAAGGAGGAGGACCUGGCGAUGAUAGCGGCGCAGCAGUACUUCAUCGAGUACGACAGCGACAUGAACGUGGAGCGGCUGCUCACGCUCCUGCCCAACUACAUACCCGACUAUUGCCUGGCGGGCGUGGAGAAGGCGGUCGACAGGUGGGCCGCCUUGGUGGUGCAGGCGUACAAGAAGAGCUACUACGUUAAAGAGAAGGUGGUUUGCCUGCGAGUGAAAGAAGACGUAGUGAGCUACGCUAAAUUCAAGUGGCCUCUGCUCUUCUCGAGGUUCUACGAGGCGUACCGAAACUCCGGCCCGAAUUUGCCCAAGAACGAUGUCAUCAUUGCCGUGAAUUGGACGGGGGUGUACGUCGUCGACGAUCAGGAGCAGGUCCUGCUAGAAUUGUCCUUUCCCGAGAUAACGACUGUCGCUAGUCAGAAAACCAACAAAGUCUUCACACAGACCUUCAGCUUGAACACGGUCAGAGGCGAGGAGUUCACGUUCCAAAGCCCCAACGCCGAGGACAUCAGAGACCUGGUCGUUUAUUUCCUAGAAGGUUUGAAGAAGCGCUCGAAGUUCGUGAUCGCCUUGCAGGAUUACAAAGCGCCGGGAGAGGGUUCCAGCUUCCUGACCUUCCUGAAAGGCGAUCUGAUCGUCCUGGAGGAGGAUAGUACCGGGGAGACGGUGCUGAAUUCGGGCUGGUGCGUCGGAAGGUGCGAAAGGACGCAGGAGAAAGGCGAUUUUCCUGCUGAAACGGUGUACGUUCUGCCCUGCAUGUCGAAACCGCCCGGGGAAAUUUUACAACUUUUUUCCGUGGAAGGGGCGGAACACAGCCGCAGAUUGAGCCAGCAAUACGCCACCAACGGCACCGAGACCCGCGACCGACCCCACAACCUCUCCGACUACUCCAUCGAUCACUUCAGGCCGCCCGUCAAGCGCACCAUGUCCAAGGCGCUCACGCUCACCGCCAACCGGCGCAACGUCGACGACCUCUGGAAGCACUCGCGCGACCCCAUCAAGCAGCCGCUGCUCAAGAAGCUCCUCGCGAAGGAGGAGCUCGCCGAGGAGGCCUGCUUCGCCUUCAGCGCCAUCCUCAAGUACAUGGGCGAUCUGCCGUCGAAGCGGCCGCGCAUGGGCAACGAGUACACCGAUCACAUAUUCGACGGGCCCCUCAAGCACGAGAUACUCAGAGACGAGAUCUACUGCCAGAUCAUGAAGCAGCUAACAGAUAACAGAAACAGAUUGUCCGAGGAAAGGGGAUGGGAGCUCAUGUGGCUGGCGACGGGACUGUUUAGUUGCUCGCAGAGCCUGCUGAAGGAGCUGACGUUGUUUUUGAGGAGCAGGAGGCACCCGAUAUCGCAGGACUCGCUGCAGAGGUUGCAGAAAACGUUGAGGAACGGCCAGAGGAAGUAUCCCCCGCAUCAGGUCGAAGUGGAGGCGAUCCAGCACAAGACCACGCAAAUAUUCCACAAGGUCUACUUUCCUGAUGACACCGACGAAGCUUUCGAGGUGGAUUCCAGUACUAGAGCUAAGGAUUUCUGCCAGAAUAUUAGCCAGCGGUUGAAUCUGAGGUCGAGCGAGGGGUUCAGUUUGUUCGUUAAGAUUGCAGAUAAAGUGAUAUCUGUACCAGAGGGAGACUUUUUCUUCGAUUUCGUGAGGCACUUAACAGACUGGAUCAGAAAAGCGCGCCCGACAAGAGACGGGAUCACACCGCAAUUUUCUUAUCAAGUGUUCUUCAUGAAGAAACUAUGGACAAACACUGUACCAGGUAAAGACAGGAACGCAGAUUUGAUCUUCCACUUCCACCAGGAACUCCCCAAACUCAUCAGGGGCUACCACAAGUGCACUAAAGAAGAGGCCGUUAAGUUAGCGGCUUUAGUCUACCGAGUGAGAUUCGGGGAAAGCAAACAGGAAAUGCAAGCGAUACCUCAAAUGCUAAGGGAACUAAUACCGGCGGACCUGCACAAGCUGCAGAACUCCAACGACUGGAAGCGGUCCAUAGUAGCAGCGUACAACCAGGACGCCGGGAUGAACCCCGAGGACGCGAAGAUCACAUUUUUGAAGAUAGUCUACCGCUGGCCCACCUUCGGAUCGGCCUUCUUCGAGGUGAAGCAGACCACGGACCCCAACUACCCGGAAAUGCUGCUCAUCGCCAUCAACAAGCACGGCGUCAGCCUCAUACAUCCCCAAUCUAAGGAUAUUUUAGUGACGCAUCCCUUCACGAGAAUAUCGAAUUGGUCUUCGGGCAACACUUAUUUCCACAUGACCAUAGGUAAUUUAGUUAGAGGAUCGAAGCUGCUGUGCGAGACUUCGCUGGGCUACAAAAUGGACGAUUUGUUGACAUCGUACAUUUCGUUAAUGCUGACUAAUAUGAAUAAACAGAGGAGUUUGAGGAUUAAAUAGAUGUGUGGAGGAAAUAGUGUAUAGGUCAUUACGUGAGGUGAUUCGUAUGAGAAUUAGCCGUUAAUGUUUUCUUUUUGUUUUAUUUAUUUUUAAUAGGAAAAAGUAAUAGAUCGUUAGAGAUUAUUUUGAUCAAUACUUAAAAUCAUUUCCUAGGAAAUUCAUUUUUUAAUCUCGCAUUUUUGAAUAGAAAAUUUAUAUGAUAAUUAUUAAUAUUACUCAUAGCCAAUUUUCUAAAGUACUCGACUUGUUUACAAAAUGUUAUUUUAACAACUAUAUACACGUUAUGAUGUUUUUGUAGCGUUUUUACAUUAUUUUACCCAGUAAUUUGUUUCAUUAGUAUUGUUUAGAUAUUCGUAUUCUUAUUGUAUCCAAUUAUUUAUUGAAAGAGUGUAUUGUUAUUAUUAUAAAAAAGUAAUAUAACUUCCGAAUCUCCCAAUUUACCUGUUUUCGAAUACCCGUCAAAAAGUUGUCUAUUUAAAGCUUUAUUUUAUUUGUUGUCGACUAUUUUUUAUGUAUAUGCUUAGUGUAAAUACAUUCACAUCACUUAAGUACUAUAAAUUAGAUGUUUUAUAUUGUGAGAAUGGUUGUAAAUAGGUGAAUGACAAUAAAUUAUAUUUUUAAUUGUGGU
This is a messenger RNA of Phyllotreta striolata, 7347 nucleotides long. Lineage: Eukaryota; Metazoa; Arthropoda; Insecta; Coleoptera; Chrysomelidae. The record is from the annotation of a GenBank genome assembly.